Salmo salar (Atlantic salmon) is the source of this 3928-nucleotide messenger RNA. The record is from RefSeq and is a predicted model, not a curated record. NCBI's taxonomy places the organism in Eukaryota, Metazoa, Chordata, Actinopteri, Salmoniformes, Salmonidae.
AACAGAGAUCGAGUCUCUGUGGUACAGUAUAGCAGAGAACCAGAGGCCCACUUCUAUCUGAACACUUACAUGAGAAAAGAAGAGGUUGUUGACACCGUAAGAGGGCUGAAGCACAAAGGAGGGAGACCCCUCAACACUGGAGCAGCUCUCCAGUAUGUCAGGGACUACAUCUUUACUGCCUCCUCUGGAAGUAGGAGCCUUGAAAGUGUUCCACAGAUUCUGAUACUGCUAAAUGGUGGAAGGUCCUUUGACAAUGUAGACAAACCAGCUUCUGCUCUCAAGGAGCUUGGUGUCUUGGUGUUUGGAAUUGGAACAAGGAGCUCUGAUAGCAGAGAAUUACAGAAGAUAUCCUAUGACCCCAGUUAUGCUCUCUCCGUGUCUGAAUUUACUGACCUCCCCAACAUCCAACAGCAGCUUCUUUCUGCCAUGAACACUGCCAUUAUACAGGACACAACCAUGACACCAACACUAAUACCAACAAUGCUAGUUGAGAGUCAGGCUCCCAGGAGGGAUGUUGUGUUCUUGCUGGAUGGAUCUGAUGGCACUAGGAGUGGAUUCCCAGCCAUGCGUGACUUUGUUCAAAGAGUGGUGGAGACACUCAGUGUGGAUGAGAACAAAGAUCGCGUUGCGGUGGUCCAGUACAGUAGAGAUCCAGCCGCCCAAUUCUAUCUGAACACAUACACAACAAAGGGAGAGAUUCUCAACACUGUAAGAGGUCUGAGACACAAAGGCGGGAGACCUCUCAACACUGGAGCAGCUCUCCAGUACGUGAGGGACAAUGUCUUUACUGCCUCCUCCGGAAGCAGACGCUUGGAAGGCGUUCCACAGCUAUUGAUUCUGUUGAGUGGUGGAAGGUCGGUUGACAAUGUUGACACGCCAGCCUCUGCUCUGAAGGAGCUUGGGGUUUUGGUCUUUGGAAUUGGAACAAGGAGCUCUGAUAGCAAAGAAUUGCAGAGGAUAUCACAUGAUCCCAGUUACGCUCUGUCUGUCUCAGACUUUACUGACCUUCCGAGCAUCCAGCAGCAACUUCUGUCCUCGGUGGAGGCAGUGGUUAUUGAUGUUACUCCAGAAUCACCAACAGUUUUAGUUGAUCAUGACACCGCCAGAAAGGAUGUGGUAUUCCUUCUGGAUGGUUCUGAUGGCACAAGGAAUGGAUUCCCAGCAAUGCGUGAUUUUGUUCAGAGAGUAGUAGAGAAACUCAAUGUGGGAGGAGACAAAGACCGCGUUUCUGUGGUCCAGUACGGUAGAGAUCAAGAAGUUAAUUUCUAUCUGAACACAUACACCACGAAGGGCGACAUUCUUGACAUCGUCAGAGGUCUGAGGCACAGAGGAGGUAGACCCCUCAACACUGGGGCAGCCCUCCAGUAUGUAAGGGACAACGUCUUUACUGCCUCCUCAGGAAGCAGAAGCCAAGAGGGUGUCCCUCAGAUGCUGAUACUGCUGAGUGGCGGGAGGUCCAAUGAUAAUGUUGAAAUACCAGUUUCUGCCCUGAAAGAGAGUGGGGUCUUGAUCUUUGGCAUUGGAAACAGAAAUUCUAGCAAAGAGGUUCAAAGGAUUGCCUCUGACCCCAGUUAUUCCCAGUCUGUUUCUGAAUUCUCUGAUCUCCCCAGCGUCCAGGAUAAGUUUUUCUCCUCACUCAUUACUGUACACGUUGGCGCCACACCCAUUUCCCCAACAGUCAUAGUGGACCUAAGCAUUGCCAGAAAGGAUGUAGUAUUCUUGCUGGAUGGUUCUGAUGGCACUAGGAAUGGCUUCCCAGAAAUGCAGGCCUUUGUUCAAAGAGUAGUGGAGAAACUCACUGUAGGGGAGAACAGAGAUCGAGUCUCUGUGGUACAGUAUAGCAGAGAACCAGAGGCCCACUUCUAUCUGAACACUUACAUGAGAAAAGAAGAGGUUGUUGACACCGUAAGAGGGCUGAAGCACAAAGGAGGGAGACCCCUCAACACUGGAGCAGCUCUCCAGUAUGUCAGGGACUACGUCUUUACUGCCUCCUCUGGAAGUAGGCGCCUUGAAAGUGUUCCACAGAUUCUAAUACUGCUAAAUGGUGGAAGGUCCUUUGACAAUGUAGAUAAACCAGCUUCUGCUCUCAAGGAGCUUGGUGUCUUGGUGUUUGGAAUUGGAACAAGGAGCUCUGAUAGCAGAGAAUUACAGAAGAUAUCCUAUGACCCCAGUUAUGCUCUCUCCGUGUCUGAAUUUACUGACCUCCCCAACAUCCAACAGCAGCUUCUUUCUGCCAUGAACACUGCCAUUAUACAGGACACAACCAUGACACCAACACUAAUACCAACAAUACUAGUUGAGAGUCAGGCUCCCAGGAGGGAUGUUGUGUUCUUGCUGGAUGGAUCUGAUGGCACUAGGAGUGGAUUCCCAGCCAUGCGUGACUUUGUUCAAAGAGUGGUGGAGACACUCAGUGUGGAUGAGAACAAAGAUCGCGUUGCGGUGGUCCAGUACAGUAGAGAUCCAGCCGCCCAAUUCUAUCUGAACACAUACACAACAAAGGGAGAGAUUCUCAACACUGUAAGAGGUCUGAGACACAAAGGCGGGAGACCUCUCAACACUGGAGCAGCUCUCCAGUACGUGAGGGACAAUGUCUUUACUGCCUCCUCCGGAAGCAGACGCUUGGAAGGCGUUCCACAGCUACUGAUUCUGUUGAGUGGUGGAAGGUCGGUUGACAAUGUUGACACGCCAGCCUCUGCUCUGAAGGAGCUUGGGGUUUUGGUCUUUGGAAUUGGAACAAGGAGCUCUGAUAGCAGAGAAUUGCAGAGGAUAUCACAUGAUCCCAGUUACGCUCUGUCUGUCUCAGACUUUACUGACCUUCCAAGCAUCCAGCAGCAACUUCUGUCCUCGGUGGAGGCAGUGGUUAUUGAUGUUACUCCAGAAUCACCAACAGUUUUAGUUGAUCAUGACACCGCCAGAAAGGAUGUGGUAUUCCUUCUGGAUGGUUCUGAUGGCACAAGGAAUGGAUUCCCAGCAAUGCGUGAUUUUGUUCAGAGAGUAGUAGAGAAACUCAAUGUGGGAGGAGACAAAGACCGCGUUUCUGUGGUCCAGUACGGUAGAGAUCAAGAAGUUAAUUUCUAUCUGAACACAUACACCACGAAGGGCGACAUUCUUGACAUCGUCAGAGGUCUGAGGCACAGAGGAGGUAGACCCCUCAACACUGGGGCAGCCCUCCAGUAUGUAAGGGACAACGUCUUUACUGCCUCCUCAGGAAGCAGAAGCCAAGAGGGUGUCCCUCAGAUGCUGAUACUGCUGAGUGGCGGGAGGUCCAAUGAUAAUGUUGAAAUACCAGUUUCUGCCCUGAAAGAGAGUGGGGUCUUGAUCUUUGGCAUUGGAAACAGAAAUUCUAGCAAAGAGGUUCAAAGGAUUGCCUCUGACCCCAGUUAUUCCCAGUCUGUUUCUGAAUUCUCUGAUCUCCCCAGCGUCCAGGAUAAGUUUUUCUCCUCACUCAUUACUGUACACGUUGGCGCCACACCCAUUUCCCCAACAGUCAUAGUGGACCUAAGCAUUGCCAGAAAGGAUGUAGUAUUCUUGCUGGAUGGUUCUGAUGGCACUAGGAAUGGCUUCCCAGAAAUGCGGGCCUUUGUUCAAAGAGUAGUGGAGAAACUCACUGUAGGGGGAGAACAGAGAUCGAGUCUCUGUGGUACAGUAUAGCAGAGAACCAGAGGCCCACUUCUAUCUGAACACUUACAUGAGAAAAGAAGAGGUUGUUGACACCGUAAGAGGGCUGAAGCACAAAGGAGGGAGACCCCUCAACACUGGAGCAGCUCUCCAGUAUGUCAGGGACUACGUCUUUACUGCCUCCUCUGGAAGUAGGCGCCUUGAAAGUGUUCCACAGAUUCUGAUACUGCUAAAUGGUGGAAGGUCCUUUGACAAUGUAGAUAAACCAGCUUCUGCUCUCAAGGAGCUUGGUGUCUUGGUGUUUGGAAUU